AUGGAUAGCAAGAAGACAAGAGUGAGACAAACAUUUCCAAUUUCAAAAAUAGAAAAUCAACGUGUUAGCGAUGUAACAUUUUUCAACCGUCGCUCUAGUCUAUACAGAAUGGCAAACGAACUUGUUGAUUUCUGUGAUGUUGAUAUUGGAAUAGUACUAUUUUCACCAUCAAACCACCCUUUCUCCUUUUUUCACCCAACAAGUGAAGCAGUCAUUGAACGUUUUUUGAAUCCCGAUUCACAACUAAGUGAGAAAACUCGCCUAGAUGCGGAGCAAGCACGAAAUAAGGUGAAUCAACUCAACAAUCGCCUAGAUGCUAUGGAGAAAAGGAUUGAGCAAAUAGAAGAAAUUGAACAUGCUCAAACUCUACUUCAACUUAGCCAAACGGAAGAAAAUGGCGAAAGAAGUAAGUGGAAAUCGAUUGAUCAAUUAAAUGCAAAUGAAAUACCAACAUUUGAAGCAUGGUUAAGAACCACCGUCUCUAAAAUGAAUUAUCGUUUGGAGAAGUUGGAAAAUGAGGCUUCAUCAUUGAAAAAUGCACGUGGAACUUCAUAA
Molecule: messenger RNA, 555 nt
Organism: Solanum lycopersicum (tomato)
Lineage: Eukaryota; Viridiplantae; Streptophyta; Magnoliopsida; Solanales; Solanaceae
Source: RefSeq, a predicted model, not a curated record